Messenger RNA from Ziziphus jujuba (common jujube), 1480 nucleotides. Its product is annotated as S-adenosyl-L-methionine:benzoic acid/salicylic acid carboxyl methyltransferase 3. The transcript is spliced from 3 exons. Gene Ontology annotation, biological process: methylation. Gene Ontology annotation, molecular function: S-adenosylmethionine-dependent methyltransferase activity. The coding region runs from base 86 to 1177 and encodes 363 amino acids. NCBI's taxonomy places the organism in Eukaryota, Viridiplantae, Streptophyta, Magnoliopsida, Rosales, Rhamnaceae. The record is from RefSeq and is a predicted model, not a curated record.
GAAACCAUAUCACCCAUACACAAAACACACUUCACAGAGAAUAUAACAUUACUAAAGAAUAAUUUGAUUAUUGUGAGUGUGAGAGAUGGAGGUGGUUCAAGUGCUACACAUGAAUGGAGGAAUGGGAGAAACAAGUUAUGCAAAUAACUCCCUAGUUCAGCAAAAGGUAAUAACCAUGACGAAGCCCAUAAUGGAAGAAGCCAUAACCAGUCUCUACUGCAGAACCUUCCCAACGACCUUAACCAUCGCUGACUUGGGUUGUUCUUCCGGACCAAACACUUUCUUGGCGGUUUCCCAACUCAUCAAAUCAGUUCAGGCGGUUUGCCGGAAACUUGGGAAGCAGCCACCCGAAUAUCAAGUGCUUCUGAAUGAUCUUCCUGGGAACGACUUCAACACCAUUUUCAGGUCCAUUUCGAGCUUCCAAGACAAGCUCAAAAACCAAAUGGGCUCUAGCUUUGGGCCUUGUUUUUUCACCGGCGUUCCAGGUUCCUUCUAUGGCAGACUUUUCGCUACCAGCACUCUCCACUUUGUCCAUUCCUCUUAUAGUCUCCAAUGGCUUUCUCAGGUUCCUGAAGGGUUGGAGAAUAACAAAGGCAAUAUCUACAUAGCCAGCACUAGCCCUCCGAGCGUGCUGAAAGCAUACCGUGAGCAGUUUCAAAGAGAUUUUUCGUACUUUUUGAAGUGUCGCUCGAAGGAACUGAUGGGAGGAGGUCGCAUGGUAUUAACAAUUCUAGGGAGGAAGAACGAAGAUCCUUCAAGCAAAGAUGGGUGUUACAUUUGGGAGCUUAUGGCUAUGGCUCUCAAUGACAUGGUCUCUGAAGGAAUUAUAGAAGAAGAGAAACUCAACUCCUUCAACAUCCCUCAAUACACUCCGUCUCCAUUGGAAGUCAAAGAAGAGGUUAUAAAAGAUGGAUCAUUCAUCAUUGAUCGGCUGGAAGUUUCGGAGGUCAACUGGAAUGCUUAUGACAGUGAGUUUAGUCCCUCCGACACACUCGACGAAGGUGGAUACAGCGUCGCCAAGUGCAUGAGAGCUGUCGCUGAACCUUUGCUUGUCAGCCAUUUCGGUGAAGGAAUUAUUGAGGAGGUGUUUCGAAGGUACAGGGAAAUUGUGGCUGAUUGCAUGUCUAAGGAGAAGACCGAGUUCAUCAAUGUCACUAUCUCCGUCACCAAAAGAUGAGGAUGAUAUAUUCCAUCUGUUUUUUUAAGAUAUAAAAAUAUCUAUUACUGUAUGUAAUCGAUAAUGAAGGUCCUCUAGUAUCCAUUCGUGUUUAUUGUUGCUUUUCUUGGUGUGCUUUAUUUGUGGUCAGGUUUUCUAGGCUAGCUAAGGGCCUUGGGAUGACUGCAGGUUGCAAGUUGUACGUGUUGUCGUUUUUCUUUUCUUUUUUUCAAAUGUAUUUCUUUGUGUUUGAUUCGAGCAAUUAAUUAAUGUACUUCCAUGAUUAAAUUAUGAAGACCACAUGAAGUAUGUUAUCUCUGUCAA